Molecule: messenger RNA, 3349 nt
Organism: Acipenser ruthenus (sterlet)
Lineage: Eukaryota; Metazoa; Chordata; Actinopteri; Acipenseriformes; Acipenseridae
Product: calcyphosin-2-like
Exons: 11
Coding region: 236-724 (162 amino acids)
Source: RefSeq, a predicted model, not a curated record
CUGUGAUUCUUAUAUACCUGCCAGCAAAGGGUACCUUUGCUUAGCACCUCCAGACUCCAGCUCCACGGUAAGCUGGGGAACUCCAUAUGCGCUGCACCACCACAGCCAGCAGAAACCUUUCCAUAAAAAUACUGAAGCCAAUAAAAAGGCUGUUGAAGAUGAUCUGACAGCUCUUGAUGAGAAAGCUCUUCAGCAGCAGUGUUACACAAGCAAACCGUACAGCGCACAGCACAGUAUGAGAAAGCUAGCAGCAGAAGACUUUGCAAUAGAGAGGAGAAAGCAAGCCGUGGUGGAGCAGGUGAUGGCGGACCAACUGUCCAGGGCUGUCAUAAGUGAUCCUGAACAAAAUGGGACCAUCAGAGAACAGAAUUCUCUCCCAGGGCUUGGAUCAGCACCUUUACGCUUUAAGAACAGGACACUACAUGACACAAAAGUGAAGACCAGUUCAGCAUUAACAGAAAAUUUGUCUAACAAAUUGCGCUUUGAUGCUAGAAUCUUAUCAAGAAAUGGACGUGAUGCUUGCAGAGAGCUGAUCGGAUUCUUCUUUGGCUUUGAUAAAUCUCUAACAGUCUGUGAAUAUCGUCAUUUUGGAAAAAAUAGAUCAAAUGCACUUCCAUUUAUUCAGAAGGGUGCUUACAGUCAUCAGCAUGGAAGGAGAAAAGGAAUGCAAUACCAAAUUCGAGAUUUCUAUGUUGUAAGUACCGCAUUAUUAACUAGUUGGUAACAUACCAAGAAAAUGUUUUCUUGUGGGAAGCUUUGAUAUUUUAUGGUGUUAGCAAUAAAUUGUUCUACAAUAUGUUCUGCAGUAAUGUGUUACAGUUCCUGUUCAUUCAUAUUAUACUUUUUGACAUUGUGUUCACAUGUUCACACUGUUUAUAUAAAUGUAAACGGGGCCAACAUAACUUUCGCCACAUCUGGACAAAAUCUACCGGAAAGUAUUAGACAGAAGACGUCCUUCACCAUUCGGAUUACUAAUGUGGGUGAAGUUCCCAAAAGUAUGCUGCUGUAAGUUGAAUAUUUGCUUCCUCUUUUUUAUCUUAUUUGUCUUUAACGUAUUUAGAUUGCAGUAUUACUUUGGAAUUAUAAACUUGGACAAUACACACGAUCUUGCUUAAAGAGUAAGUAGCAGAGUUCCGAAAAAUAUUGCGUUAUACAUCCCCACGUAUUGCUACAACUGUUUAAGUAAUGUACCUGGAAUUUUUCUUAAUUUUCCCAACAACUAUUUACACUUAUAACUUUAAAGUCUGUUUUUCAAAUCUUUUUUCAAAAUGGGCACUGGCAUUUGAGAUCUGUCCUCCAAAUCACUGCAGGAAGAGAGAUUAAAAAAAACAAAAAAAUAAAUAACAAGUACUCUGGUUUUUCAGUUCUGUACCACAUCAUGGAUCGUUAUUGCUGUGUUUACCUGUUUGACAAUAUGGUCAGUAAUCCUUACACUAUCAGUGCACGGGAGCGGCCAUUUUGAAAAGAGCUUUGAAACAGACUUUAAAGUUAUAGUGUAAAAAGUUGUCAGGGUAUUAACAAUGAAAAGAAAAAUUAAAGGUACAUUAUUUAACAAUCUGGACCAUGAUAAAUCUAAGCUGAUUUAGUUCAGAUAAAGAUUUACACUCAUGGGGGCCUGGAACUCUCCAAGGAAGUAAUCUCUUUAAAACCUACAGACUUGGGUGAGAUUUAUUACAAAAAUGUCUUCAAGACCAUUCAAGGUAAUCCUUAAAUCUGCAGGCUGAGAUACAUGUCCUGGUAUAAUGUAUUGCUUUGUUUGAAACCUUUGUUUCACAGUGUACAGUAGACUGCUUUUUCACUCAUUUAUUUAUUUCUGUCCCUCUAGGAAAGUUGAAGGAAAGGCUAAGUAAGAGAGGAGUUCGUACACUGACAGGAUUAGGAAAGUACUUCCGAAAUAAAGACACGUCUGGCGAUGGUGUUUUACAGAAGACAGAGCUCAGACAAGCUCUGAAAGAAUUUCAUUUGGACCUGCCUGAUAAGGACUUUGAAUCUCUUGGCUGAUACUGGAUCAGAACUGUGAUGGACAAGUAGAUUAUGGGGAGUUCAAAUGGGCAGUAAUUGGAGAAAUGAGUGAAUAUCACAAGUCUUUUGUUAGAAAACCUAUAUGAAACUUGACCCAAACAAGACUGGCAACAUUGCUGUGAUUGACAUCAAAAAGUUCUACUGUGCCAAGGGACACCCAAAAGUGUUAUCUGGUAAAGCCACAGAGGGCAGCAGUGUGGAGUAGUGGUUAGGGCUCUGGACUCUUGACCGGAGGGUUGUGGGUUCAAUCCCCAGUGGGGGACACUGCUGCUGUACCCUUGAGCAAGGUACUUUACCUAGAUUGCUCCAGUAAAAACCCAACUGUAUAAAUGGGUAAUUGUAUGUAAAAUAAUGUGAUAUCUGUAUAAUGUGAAAUAAUGUAUAAUGUGAUAUCUUGUAACAAUUGUAAGUCACCCUGGAUAAGGGCGUCUGCUAAGAAAUAAAUAAUAAUAAUAAUAACAACUCAGAGCUGCUUUUGUGGAAUCCUGCAGAGAUCCCAGUUUCGUUUCAUACACUGAAUUUGAAGAUUAUUAUGAAGGACUGAGUAUUGGAAUAACUGAGGACGAAGAUUUUGCUAAUGUCCUAAAAAAUUCCUGGGGAAUAUAUAUAUAUAAAAAAACUGGAUAGAGGCUGGAAAAAACUAUUGUGAGCGUUACUGUGAACAUGAGUAUUGAUGCCUUCAUUUAUUGAAGGCUUUUGUUUGAUUGUCAAUUUUUUUAAAACAACUUUACAGAUAGAAAUAGGUGAAUUUAAGAAAAAAGCAUAUACUUUUAGGGGAAAAAAUCUGUACUUUGCUGUAUGAUUGUUUUAAAGGAAUAGUUAUGCAUCAUUAAUAAGGUGAUAUAAAUUUAAAUUAGUGCAAAAUUUGUACUUGUAAUGUUUUUUUUUAAUUUUUUUUUUUUUACCUUAUGUUGAAAAUCACUUCAAAACUAUUAUUAAUAUUUGGCCUUUUAAAGUGUUUAAAUUACAUGCCAAUGGGCUUAAAUGGACUUCUUAACUAUUUUAAUAUUUAAUAGAAAAUAAUGUCUCAUGCAGCCCUGGUAAUUAAUCUAUAUGUAGGUAAAUGAAAAGGUUAUUAGGAAUGUUAAAUGUAGCAAUAUCUUACAUUAUAGUUACAGCACUUAUGGCAACGGUACAUUGGUAUUUCACUUAAAGAAUAAGCAAUGUGGAACUGGUACUUAGUCAAUUUGUUUACUACAUAUUUUUAACCCCUUUAAAUAUUCUCACAUGCUAUUGCUGUUUUUUGUGUACAGGGAGGCACUAUUUUGAAUAAAUGUACAUUUUUGUAGUUAACCUGUGUCUGAAGUGUAAAGUGCCUGCAGUGGUC